AUGCACCCCAAUUGCAGUAGCACUCCACCCCAAGUCGACAUUCUUGUCACGGACCCCUUGUCGUCCUCUUCUUCUGCCACUAGCACUGGUCUGUCCUCGUGGCCAGAGCUCAAACAACUCAAUGCCGCCGUGACCGUCACGCCACUGGAUAACGAUGCCCAACUGCGCAACCGCAAGCGCCAGCGGCCGUCCACUCAGUCGUCACCCGCUUCGCCAUUCUCGACAUCGAGCGACCUCAAGCUCGACUUUGCAGGCUUCGAAGUAGGCAACAACACCAUCAUGUCCUCCACCUCAACGUCUUCUACCAUGACGUACCCUGCUGCAUCGAAUGGCUAUUUAGCUGAUGACGUGCUGACAUUCCUCAAGAGUCUGCAGCUCGUGCAGGACUCGACGGCUUUGACGCUGGCAGCACAGCAGCUCGCGCAGGACGGAUUCGACUCGGUGCUUUCUCUGGCUUUCGUGGCUGUGAGUGAGCUGCAGCGUGCUAAUAUCGCCGAUGCCCAGCUCGUGUGGCAACAGGCGCGUCGCAGUUUUCAAGCUCGACGGUUCCAGGGACCUAACGUGCUGUCAUCGUCCUACACGGUGUCUCGAUGGCUGGAGAUGUGCGGAAUCCCCAAGGAAAUCAGCUUCGAGUAUGCCGAGUAUUUGCGUCGUCUUGGUUAUUCGGCCGUACGGGACCUCGAGUUCAUCCUGCACGAUCAGCGUGCCCUCGCUGUCUUCAAGACUGGCCACAACCGUCUCAUUACGCACUGCGUUACUGCAGCCGUCCACUACCAGCAUCAACAGCAGCAACUACAGCUGCCAGUCGUCAACUACACGUACGGGUCACAGGGCCCUCACGUGUACGCUGCUGGAUCUUCAAGUGCACUGCUACAGCCGCUGAACAUCCAACACGAGAACGAAUUCGACGUGCAGGCCUAUGACAGCUUCUUGGAAGCGUUGAUCGAGCCGACGGAUGCUGAAACGAUGCAGCAACAGCGCUACUGUGCAUCGGGUGAUCUGGCACUCGGCCGCGAAAAUGACGCGACUUGUGCCAACCUGAUGGGCACGACAGACGUGUUCGAUCAUCGUGUGAGCUUUGCGUCGUCAGAUGCGUCCAACAUGCCGCUGCGUUUGCUCCCGCAAGAUCAUCUGCAGCUGCUGUAUGAAGCGGUAAACCUGCCGCGUCCUAACCCGUGUCGCCGUGGCAAGAAGAUUUACUGGUCGGUGCUCGCCACGGGUGGAAUGAAGGAAGAUCGAUUCGUCCCACUGGCUCAGUUCACGGCUGCCGAGUUGCAGAAUGCAUACCUUCGCCAGUUUGAAAUGCCAGCUAGUAGCCCGAUCAAAAUGGACGCUUGGAGUGAUGACAAUAUUCGACAGCUCGAGCAUGCCGUGAAGGACCCUCGUUGUCGCCACUUGUCGAAAGUGUGCUGGGAAAUGCUGGCCACUGGACGCACAGGCGUGAACGAGUACACGCCUUUGUCUAAGUUCACUGCGUCGCAGUUGCGAUCGCGCUUUCGCUCCUUGUUUGGUGACAAGCGUCCGCAGAAGCUACGCCAGAGGAAGCAACUGCUUAAGCUCCAGCAACAGCAACAGAAGGAGCAGCAGCAGGCGAAUACUACUGCACUCAAGAGCGAACGAGUGGUGUAA
Molecule: messenger RNA, 1629 nt
Organism: Peronospora farinosa
Lineage: Eukaryota; Oomycota; Peronosporomycetes; Peronosporales; Peronosporaceae
Source: the annotation of a GenBank genome assembly